AACAAUUUGUUAACAAAAAUGAAUGUCCUUACAGCCAUUUUAUUAGUGGUAUCUUUUAUAACCUUUAAAUUUUAUCAAUCAACAAAAGUACCUAAAGGACUUAAAAAUGUACCGACAUUAAGUUUUUUAGAUUUUCUUAUUACAAUAUAUAUUAAUGCUGGACCAGAUAAGCGUUGGGAAUACGCACGUGAGACUUUAGAGAAAGAAGGAAUCGCAAAGGCUUGGUUCGAUGGGAAAUGGGAUCUCGUGGUAACCGAUUUGGAAUUAGUAAAAGAUAUACUUACGAAAACAGAUUUGUAUCCUAAAGCUUUACUCAAAGAAUCGUUUCCAAAAUCUUUAUUAACUCAAUAUUAUGGUGUAAAUUUAGUAUUUUCUAAUGGAGACGAAUGGAAACGUCAUCGUCGUAUUGCAAAUCCUUCUUUUCGAAAUUUGCCGGUACAUGUAUUUGUUGAAUCUGCCACGAAAUUGUUAAAUAUCGUAGAAAAGAUUGACAAUGAACCAAUAGAAGUUAAAAAUCUUAUGCAUAGAUUGACCUUAGAUGUUCUUGGAAAAGCUGCUUUUGGCUUUGAUUUUAACAAUCUCGAAGAUCCAAAUAACGUAUAUGUCACUGCCUAUAAAGAAGUGAUGGAAGAAUUUAGAAACCCAUUAUAUUUUGUUUUUUCAUUCCUCGAUAAUCUUCCACGUUCUGAAGCAACUAAGAAGAUAGCAAAACUUAAUAAAUUAUAUGAUGAAAUUGUUGAAAGCAAACGUAAAUCAAUGAAAAUGGAUGAGUUAGAAAAGAAAAUAAAUAAUAAUUCUGCUGACCUGUUAGAACGUAUGAUAUAUGCUUGCAAAGAUCCGGAAAAUCCAACUUUGACAAAUGAAGAAUUACGACAUGAUCUUGCAAUUUUUAUGUUAGCUGGUCAUGAUACUACCGCGAAUGCUUUAACAACUAUUUUAUAUCUUUUAGCCGUUCACAAGGACGCGCAAAAAAAAGUUCGUGAUGAAUUAUUACGUGUUCUUGGUGAUGAUUUAACACCAAGCGCAGAGCAACAAAAAGAAUUAAAAUAUAUGAACAUGGUUAUAAAUGAAAACUUGAGAUUAUAUCCUCCAGUCGCACAAUUACCUCGAAGGUUUAGUGCACAAGAUAUUAAAUUCCGCAAUCAUGUAAUUCCAGCAAAAACGCCCAUUAUAUUAUCAAUCUAUGGAAUUCAUCAUUCAUCAAGAAAUUGGAAGGAUCCUGAAAUUUUUAUUCCCGAAAGAUUUGAGGAUGAAAAACAUGACCAUUAUGCUUGGUUAGGUUUUGGUGGCGGUAAUAGAAUAUGUUUAGGAAUUAAUUUCUCACUUAUUGAACAAAGAAUAAUGUUAUGUGCUUUAUUAAGAAAAUAUGAAAUAUCUUUACCGGAAGAUAGUAUUCAUAAAGAUAAAUUACAAAUUGAACCUGAUGUUAGUGGAACUUCAGGUCCACAUCCAGUACCUUUAAUCUUCAAAAGAAGAACAGAAUAAGAUAUUCAUAAUUUUAUAAAUAAUAAUUAAAUUUAUUUUAUUUAUUUUAUAAUAUUUAUAAUUGUAGUUGAUUAUUUCUUUAUUAUUUUAUAUUCUUUAGUACUAUAUAUACUGACUGUAUAUUUGAAAUAAUUAUAAUAAUUAUUUAAAUAAAGACAAAUCUAUUAUUUUAUAAUAUUAACUC
This is a messenger RNA of Rhizophagus irregularis DAOM 181602=DAOM 197198, 1669 nucleotides long. RefSeq lists its product as uncharacterized. Gene Ontology annotation, molecular function: heme binding; iron ion binding; monooxygenase activity. The record is from RefSeq and is a predicted model, not a curated record. NCBI's taxonomy places the organism in Eukaryota, Fungi, Glomeromycota, Glomeromycetes, Glomerales, Glomeraceae.